CUAACACAAAGAAGAUACAUUUCACUCAACGAUUGCCUUUGGGUUCCGAACUCCAUAUGGGGAAGGAGCGUUGUUGUUUGCAAGGUCUCGAUCAUUUACAUGGACCCACUUCUCAUUCCAUUUGUGGGAAUUUGAUGAUCUAUAAACCGUCCCUAACGAACGAUCGGUUCAUGUUUGAGCUGAUGAAUCACUUCAUGCCGACCUCUUGCUAAUAAACUUUCCGGCCUCAUAUAAGAAUGGAAAACUUGAGCAUUUUCUGCAUUGGUGGAUGAAGAAUCGCAAACAUAAUAAUUUUUGGUUAACCAUGUUCCCAGAAAAAAGAUACUUUCGAGAAAGGACGAGCACGGCUGAAGUGGCUAUACAUACAAAUCUAUUUAUGGAUCUAUAUGCUUCGAUUGGAACAGGAGGUUGGUAUACCACCAUAAUGAAACUGCCUUUUAUUUUUUUUUAUUCGGAUAGGAUUUAUGUUGGCUUCGUUGGGAGGCUUGCCUAGUUUGUCACGUCAGCUCCAAAAGGAUAAGUUGCGUUGGAAUCGAGAAAGUUCCAUGGAGUUCAUAAUUGCAUAAAAGGAGUCAAAGUAGUGGCUGCGGCGCGUCAAGGCACUUCUUCGGCGGUCUCCGUCUCGCCCGCCUGCCAUCAGUAAUAGGAAAGCUUUCAAUCAAUAGAAAUCGUAUUCGUGAAUAAAUCCCCUUUGUUUGAAUCCAAUAUUAUGCACUUUUUUCGGUAGCAGGACUCUCUUAUGUCCGUUUGAACUCUUGAGCUGGAGCAGGAGAACGGAUUAGGCAUCCAUUAGCGGAGGAACCCCUUCGCACGACAUCUAUGAAAGCAGCAAUGGGCGAACCGGCGGUGAACAGGAAGAGGGAGGACCGCCCGAUCGCUUGGAAGAAGCAAGCCUAUUCCCCGCACGGAUUUCAUUGCUCACUAGCUCCUUUCGUCCCUUCCAACGCACCAUCAACAAAAAGAAAGAAGAAUUCUAAAUAAAAUGGACUACUAGAGCGGCGGGAGCGAGCCAUAAACGAGCCUUGUCGUAGUAUUAGGAGCGAUGGAGCUUUCCCAGUAAAAGAAAUACGUAGCGAAUAAGGGGAAGAAUAGAAAAGCACUCUUCGGGGCUCACUAUUGCCUCUAUUACAUAACCUUUCUCGAGGAACUCCUGGUCACUUAACCUAUUACCCUGGCUUAGGUCGAAAGGGCUUCCCUUUUUCCUGCUUGACCUUCAUAGCGCAUCAAAGAGACUUCACUAAAUCACUUUUUUCUUUCCAAGUAGUCAAUUACACUAGAGCCAACUAUUUGAUUCUGCUACACUUCUUGACUUCAUGAAUUUACAGAUUGAAAAUGAAAAAAGGCAAUCAUUUAGAGGGGGAUUUGCAGGUCUUAUUCACCACUUUCAACUGACUCCUUAUCCAAUCAACAGAAAGGUACUACAGAAGUCUCAGCUUACUAUCUUAACCAGCAAGAAAAGACACACAUUCCCAGCAGACUAUCUAGCUUCUUUGAACAAUCUUCUUGUUGUCUCUGAACCUUCUUCUCAGAAAAAGGAUGAGACCAAAGAGCCCAUCCUUAAUUGUUUUGUUUUCUAAGUUUCGUUUCCUUUUAUUAGUCUGAGUUCAUCUUUUCCGCUUGAAAGCGUGUACACACACUAAAAAGGGAGAAUAAUAUACCUUUCAUUAAAUAGGUAGCUCACUGGAGCAAGCAACGAAGUGCCAUAGGGUUCAGGAUAAACUUAUACUGAAGUAGGUACAAUCUCUUUGUGGAUCAAUCUAUAGAGUUCAUAGAGAAGUAAAAACCUGAGAUUAGAGUUGGAGAAAACCGCAUAGAAUACGAAAAGCAAAGGAGAAGGUAACUUUACAUCUCAGUCGAAAGCGGUGAAUCCGGAUCCAUUUCGUAAGUGGACUGGGGAAUCUCAAUCUCAAAGGUCUUCGCUCGGUUCCAUAGUUCAAUCUAAAACCUAUGAGGCUGGAAACUUCUACAAAAAUAUUACAUAUUCCCAUCACCAGUAAACGAUACAAUAAACCUUUAAAUAGGUUCACUCUCGUCCAUGCUCAAGGGGUUCCUCCAGCCGUCCUUCUGAAAGGUCCUCUUCUACGGCUCAAGGUUCAAGCUAAAUAAAUAAAGUUCCUUUUCUCACUUAAGCGGAUACUCCAAGUCAAAUUAAUGCUUUAAGGAAAGACUUCCCAGCGCAGUCAAGCAAGAUAGGAUUCUCAACAGGAUAAGUUCCAUGGACAAGGCAAGCUAGCAGCGGUGCUUUCCUUCCGUGCCGUAGGUCAAUGAAAUGAUCUUUUUCAGCACGAGAAGUCUCAUUAACUAGUUGAUGAGGAGAAGUCUCAAAUGCGCUCAUUUGAGGAGAAGGAGAGAGUUACAGGAUCCGAAGGAGAUGGAAGAACCUGGCCAAAGUAAGUGUUGUGUUCAACCGUUAGUAAGUAAUAUGGGUUGGCUGGUUGGAAGGACAGCUUCAGUAUCUUACGGCCUGACAUUACAUAUGCUGUGAAUCGUUUAAGUCAAUUUGUUGCUGCUCCUCGAGUUCCACAUAUGCAGGCUGCCACUCUAAUUCUCCAUUACCUCAAGAAUUCUCCUGGACAAGGUCUGAUGUAUUAUGCAGAUUCAGAGAUUCAACUUAAAAGCUUUGCAGACUCUGAUUGGUUUGGAUACCCUGAUACCCAGACGAUCGAUUACUGGUUUUGCUGUGUUCUUGGGUCAAAAUCUGAUCUCCUGGAAGUAAAAAAGUAGUAUGUAUGAGUUGAAGUGAAGGGCGAGGUUCAAACGAGGAAAGGCUUACGGUGGAUCCCAAGGCACCCAGAGACGAGGAAGAGCGUAGUAAGCGACGAAAAUGCUUCGGGGAGUUGAAAAUAAGCGUAGAUCCGGAGAUUCCAGAAUAGGUUAACCUUUUGAACUGCUGCUGAAUCCAUGGGUAGGCAAGAGAGAACCUGGUGAUCUGAAACAUCUUACUAGCCAGAGGAAAAGAAAGGAAAGGUUGAAUCUAGUUCUCGGAGUUGCGUCUGCUCUAUCAUAUCUGCAUUCAGAAUGUGAGAGAGAAAGAAUUCAUAGGGACGUUAGUUAAGACUUGAAAUAUAAUGCUUGAUGCAUAAUUCAAUGCCAAGCUAGAAGAUUUAGGCAGAAGUCUAUGAACAUAGUUCUAUAACCAGGGAAGCUACAAUACCAGCUGGGAAAAUGGGAGAUCUUGCUCCUUAAUAUGUUUAUUAUGGUGUUCCAUCACAGAAAUGUUUACAGCUUCGGUCUAGUGGUGCUAGAGGUAGCUACAGGGAAAAGGCCUGUCGGAUGAUGCUGGUAUGGUGCUUGUUGAUUGGUAUGGAGCUACUGGGAGAAAAGGAAACUGAUUGAGGCAGUUGAUCCAAAGUUGAAAGGGACGUUUAGUUUCAUUUAAUGCAGUGGAGAUGCAGAGAAUGCUUAUGGUGGGACUUUACUGUGUUCACACAAAUCAUAUAAUGAGAAGAGGCGUUC
Brassica napus (rape) is the source of this 3456-nucleotide messenger RNA. RefSeq lists its product as uncharacterized. Bases 1314 to 1577 code for a protein of 87 amino acids. The transcript is spliced from 3 exons. The record is from RefSeq and is a predicted model, not a curated record. NCBI's taxonomy places the organism in Eukaryota, Viridiplantae, Streptophyta, Magnoliopsida, Brassicales, Brassicaceae.